UCAGAUAACCUAAGUUAUGUGUAUCAAGUCUAAUAUUUCCUUGCGCUAGGAGUGGUGGUCAGCUUAACAGCACAGUCAGAAGCUUCAAGAGCUGGCCGCCCAGGGUCACCUGCAUGCAGGAAUGCAAGGCCCAUCACUCCUUCCAGGACUCUGUUUUCUGCUGAGUUUGUCAGAAGUUAUGGUUCCGAUGACCAAAGCAGCGACCUGUCGGCAGUGCCCCCAACAUGCUCUCUGUGUCAACAGCACUCACUGUACCUGCAACUCCGGAUAUGCUUCUAAUUCUGGGAGGAAAUUCUUCACAUUCCCCUUCGAGAGAUGCAAUGAUAUCGAUGAAUGUAAACCGCCCAUUAGUAUAUACUGUGGAUCUAACGCUGCGUGCCAGAAUGUCGAAGGAGGUUUCCACUGCCUCUGUAAUCCUGGAUACAGACUCAUCUCUGGGGACACACAGUUUGAGAAUCCCAAUAAGAACACUUGUCAGAAAACCACUUCCUCCAAGACAACCAAAGAUACAGAAGAGCUGCAACGUGUUGUUGAGAAAUUCGAGUCAUUUCUCACUAAUGACACUGCACGGGAAAUGGGAGAGAAGAGAGAAGUCGCGACCUGGGCCACGACUGUCCUCCAGACUAUAGAAUCGAGUGCUCUGGAAACUGCCUUGAAAAACCCAGAGCAAGAAAUCCAGAAAAUUCACAACAGCACCGUGGCUAUUGAAACCCUAGUUGUUACAAACAAUUGCUCUGAAGAAGGAAAGGUCUUCAACCUGAACACCUACAUGAACUCAAUGGACAUCCAUUGCAAUGACAUCGUGCAGGAAAACAUGCAAGGUCCCACUGCAAUUGCCUUUAUUUCAUACUCGUCUCUUGGAAACAUCAUCAACGCAACAUUUUUUGAAGAGGCAAACGACAAAGACCAGGUGUACAUGAGCUCUCAGGUGGUGAGCGCCGCCAUCAGACCCGAAAGGAACACAUCUCUCUCCAAGCCUGUGAUUCUGAGUUUUCAGCACGUGAAGAUGAAGCUCAAUGGCGAAAGGGCGGUCUGCGUCUACUGGAAAAGCAUGAAGGUGGGCGGCCAGUGGUCCAGCGAUGGCUGUUUCCUGAAACAAGCAAACAGAAGUCACACCACAUGCAACUGCACCCACCUGUCCAGUUUUGCUGUCCUCAUGGCCUUAACCAACCAGGAGGAGGAUCCCGUGCUGGUUGUGAUCACCUACGUGGGGCUGGGCCUCUCUCUGCUGUGCCUCCUCCUGGCAGCCCUCACCUUCCUGCUGUGCAAAACCAUCCAGAACACCAGCACCUCGCUCCACCUGCACCUCUCAGUCUGCCUCUUCCUGGCCCACCUGCUCUUCCUCACAGCCAUCAACCAGACCAAGAUCAAGGUGCUGUGCAGCAUCAUCGCGGGGGCCUUACACUAUCUCUACCUGGCCGCCUUCACCUGGAUGCUGCUGGAGGGUCUGCACCUCUUCCUCACUGCACGCAACCUGACGGUGGUCAACUACUCUGGGCUGAACAGGUUUAUGAAGUGGCUCAUGUUCCCUGUGGGCUAUGGAGUCCCGGCUCUAAUUGUGGCCAUUUCUGCUGCAUCCAGACCUGACCUUUAUGGAACACCUGCUCGCUGCUGGCUCGACCUGAACCAGGGAUUCAUCUGGAGCUUCCUUGGCCCCGUCUGCCUGAUUAUCUGUGUGAAUUUAAUAUUUUUUCUCCUGACCCUUUGGAUUUUGAAAAGGAAGCUUUCAUCUCUCAAUAGUGAAGUCUCAACCAUCCAUAAUGUAAGGAUGCUGACAUUCAAAGCAAUAGCUCAGCUCUUCAUCCUGGGCUGCACGUGGUGUCUGGGCCUCCUGCAGGUGGGGCCAGCCGUGCAUGUCAUGGCUUACCUCUUCACCAUCAUCAACAGCCUACAGGGCGUCUUCAUCUUCCUGGUCUACUGUCUCCUCAGCCAGCAGGUCCGAAAAUGGUUCAGAGAAAUCAUGAAAUCUAAACCUGAGCCUGAGACUUACACACUUUCUACCAAGUUUGGCACAAACUCAAGACACAGUGAAACCAACUGAAGAGAAAAUAUUCGAACUAGAACAUUCAACUCCACAUGGAAAGUCACACCCAUGGAUUUGGUUGGCAUCAUGAAGAACAAAGCUGGAGACGAGGGGAAUCAUUACCUACGACAUCCUUGGAGAUGUUUAGCCUUUACUUCCUGAAGUGUUUGGUCUGCAUAAUGGGCUCCCAGUAAAUGUGUGUUGCAUUGGGUUUCUCUUCACUAUCAUGGGCUUGGCCAGUGCUUGUCGCUGGGUACCCAAAUCAUGACCAUCGCAAAUACUCCCUUGACAUUUGGUAAAGCAAGGAAGCCCCUUUAAAGGCUUUUAGUCAAGUUCUUACACUCAUUCUUCCUAACUUUGCUCUUGAAACUCAUCCAGUCCUUCAUACCAUCAGUUUCUGCCAAACCUUCAGCUUUACCUCCUUUCUUAUCCAGGCUAAAUCUCAUGGUCAACCAUGUCAAAUGAUUUUCUCUAACACCUUACUCCCUUGAUCUGAUUCCAUAACUGCCUGGGAAAACCUUGAUCCAGGACCAGUCCAACAAUGGCGGUCACUACAGAUUGCUUAGUCAGCAGCCAUUGCCAUAUCAUAUGGCCCUACUAACUGAACCUUGGUUAUUUGCAGAUUUGGGACAGCAAUGUGCCUGGACAUAGCCUAGUUAAGACUGGUCUAAGCCCAGCUGUUCUCAACUAGAAGUGAGUCCCUCCCCCCAUAGGGAUAUUUGACAAAGUCUGGAGACAUUUUUGUUGUCAUGAUUGGGGAAAGGCAAGGGAAUGCUACUGGCAUGUGGUGAUAAAGGGCAGAGGUGCAGUAAACAUCCCAUAAUGAACAAGACAGCCCCCACAUACACACAACAGAGGAUUAUCAAUCCCUAAAAGUCAGUAGUGCUCAGGUCAAGAAACUCCAGUCUAAACUAACCAUAGUGAUUGAUUUAGGAUGGGUGCAUUUGGACCAAUUCUAGGCAAUGAGAUUUAAGAAACACCUACUGGAAAAUACUUUUUCUCCAUGAUAGAAACAAAGACAAAUUCAAGGACAGCUUGCCCAUGACUUCUUGGUUUUGGCUGCUAUACAAUAAUAUGCUUGGAGAGAAGGUACCAUGUAAAUACUGAGGAUAUAGAAAGAUGGAAAUAAUCCAGGCUUCUAUGACAUUGUUGAGUUGCUGAACCAAACCUUGGGCUUCUCCUCUGUGAAACAGUAAGAGCCUAUUACUAAGCCACUUUGGGUCACGUAAUGUUAUUUGUAGUCCAAAGCUUCCUUCCUUGUGAACAAACAACAUCUCAACCACUUCUCUAUCAGAGCACUGAGAUCCCAGAAUCACUCAUCUUGGAGUCAUUAUAAAGAGAUGCUUUCUGAUAAUAAACAAGACUCUCCAUGCUACCCAGAACUUGUUUUUCCCAUACCUGGUCAACAUCCUCCCCCCACGAAAAGUUGUAGCUUUUCACUUCCUUCCUCACUCCCCAUCACCUUGCCCCUUGAGGCAGAAGACCUUGCCUACUACCUCACAGAGAUAAUAAGCACCAGCUGAUGGAAACAACCCCAACUUCCUGACAUCCUUUACAAAUACAUUCACAUCCAUACCUUCCAUCAUUGAUGCCCGUAGUCCCCUCUUCCAUUCUUCCACAACAGCAAAGGGAUCCGUCCUCUCGUUUAAGAGUAACGCCUCCCGCUGUGCUUUGCUCAUCCCCUCCUGCCUCUUUGGGGACUUUUCUCUGCUGAUAUCUCCUCUCUCUGUCUUGAGUCUUACAUCUCUCUGACAUCCUCUCUCCUGGUUCUUCCCCAGCGCUGUUUAAAUAUACUGAAGGGGCACCUGGGUGGUUCAGUCAGUUAAGCAUCCAACUGUUUCAUCUCAGGUUAUGAUCCCUGAGUUUAUGA
Messenger RNA from Suricata suricatta (meerkat), 3893 nucleotides. RefSeq names its product adhesion G protein-coupled receptor E3 (gene ADGRE3). The coding region runs from base 122 to 2041 and encodes 639 amino acids. The record is from RefSeq and is a predicted model, not a curated record. Gene Ontology annotation, molecular function: calcium ion binding; G protein-coupled receptor activity. NCBI's taxonomy places the organism in Eukaryota, Metazoa, Chordata, Mammalia, Carnivora, Herpestidae. Gene Ontology annotation, biological process: cell surface receptor signaling pathway; adenylate cyclase-activating G protein-coupled receptor signaling pathway. Gene Ontology annotation, cellular component: membrane. The transcript is spliced from 17 exons.